This is a messenger RNA of Arachis duranensis, 1352 nucleotides long. RefSeq names its product GDSL esterase/lipase 1. NCBI's taxonomy places the organism in Eukaryota, Viridiplantae, Streptophyta, Magnoliopsida, Fabales, Fabaceae. The record is from RefSeq and is a predicted model, not a curated record. The transcript has 5 exons. The coding region runs from base 105 to 1334 and encodes 409 amino acids. Gene Ontology annotation, molecular function: hydrolase activity, acting on ester bonds.
ACUAAGCGCUUCGGUUUCAUCGCAACAGAAAAUUCCAUAGCAAAAUUGCUUCAUAAAACCAAAGCCUGAUUAAAGUGGAUGACAACUACUAGAACUCUUUCAAGAUGGCAUCACCAUCAAAGCCUAGUUCUCCAUUUCGUUGCUUUGUUAUUUCCAUAACCCUGGUUCAUUUCAUUGCUUCAAUAAUGAGUUUAGGCACAUGCCAAAGUCUCGUAGAAGAGAAUAGUACUAGUGAUGACACUACUACUAAAGCCUUUUUCAUCUUUGGAGACUCUACAGUGGAUUCAGGGAACAACAACUACAUAGAUACUGUUCCGGAGAACAGAGCUAAUUACAAACCAUAUGGGCAAAACGGGUAUUUUAAAGAACCCACAGGACGUUUCUCAGAUGGCCGUGUUAUUGUGGAUUUUAUAGGUGAGUAUGAAAAGCUGCCACUAGUCCCUGCAUUUUUACAGCCAAAUGCUGAUUAUACCAAUGGUGUCAACUUUGCUUCUGGUGGGGCUGGUGUUCUUGCUGAAACCAAUCAGGGAGUGGUGAUUGAUCUUCCAACACAACUAAGGAACUUUGAAGAGGUGAGAGUGUCACUAUCAGAAAAGCUUGGGGAGAAGAAGGCAAAGGAGUUAAUCUCAGAAGCAAUUUAUUUCAUUAGCAUAGGUAGCAACGAUUACAUGGGUGGUUAUUUGGGUAACCCAAAAAUGCAAGAAAGCUACAACCCUGAACAAUAUGUGGGGAUGGUCAUUGGAAACUUGACACAAGCAAUCCAAGUACUAUAUGAGAAAGGGGCUAGAAAAUUUGGAUUUUUAAGUUUGUCUCCAUUGGGAUGCUUACCAGCCCUCAGAGCUCUAAACUCAAAAUCCGACAAAGGUGGCUGCUUUGAAGCAGCUUCUGCUCUUGCUCAAGCUCAUAAUCAUGCUUUGAGUAGUGUUCUCAAAAGCCUUGAGCAAAUCCUUGAAGGGUUUAAGUAUUCUAACUCCAAUUUCUACGAUUGGCUUCAAGAGAGAAUAAGUAACCCCACCAAUCAUGGUUUUAAGGAUGGAAUCAAUGCUUGCUGCGGAAGUGGGCCAUAUGGGGGUGUUUUCAGUUGUGGAGGCACCAAAGAAGUUGAAGAUUACGAAUUGUGUGAAAAUGUUGGUGACUACGUAUGGUGGGAUUCAUUCCACCCAACAGAGAAGAUCCAUCAGCAAUUUGCCAAAACUUUAUGGAAUGGACCACAUUCUUCUGUUAGACCCUAUAAUUUAAAGAGACUCUUCUCUAACAUUAAGGUAAUCAAGGCCCACACUAUAGCUGAUGUAGUUGACAGACGAGAGACCGGUGGAGAGGGAAUAUUUCAGUAGUAAAUUAUCUACUCACAU